AUGUUCUACUCGCACAGCAUCCUCGCCAAGUCGGGGCCCUUCGCGCACGUCUGGCUCGCGGCGACGUGGGAGAAGAAGCUCACGCGGUCGAUGAUCUUCAACACGGACAUCGCGACGGCCGUCGAAUCGAUCGUGAACCCGUCGGCGCCGCUCGCGCUCCGGCUGUCGGCGAACCUGCUCGUCGGCGUCGUCGCGUACCUCAUGAACGACUGCAACGAGGCCAUGGUGAAGAUCCGCAUGGCGUUCCGCGGCGGCGUCGUCGACCUGCCCGAGGAGAACGCCGUCGCGAACUUCGACGAGCUGGACCUGAGCUUCGAGAUGAACGCGCCCUUCGGCGGCGGCGUCGGCGGCGGCGGCGACGGCGGCGCGGACGAGUGGGCCGCGGCGGCGACGACGCAGAACCUCGGCAACGCGCGCGACAUCUCGCUCGCGGGCUCGGAGAUGGACGACGACUCGCUCGCCGGGUCCCGGAGCCAGGAGCUCGGCGGCGCGCCCUUCUCCGCCGGCGGCGGCUCGCGGCGCUUCACGGACGCGUCGUCGAUCGAGAUGAUGCGCGGCGUCGACGACGCCGAGGGCCGCUUCUCGAGCGUCGGCGGCCGCGACUCGUUCCUCGGCGGCGCCAACGAGGAGGACCUGGGCAUGACGGACCUCGAGCCCGUCGCCCAGGCCGACCUCCUGCCGCCGGACCUGCCGGAGGACGACUUCGCGCCCGCGUACGCGCCGGAGGACGACGAGCCCAUGUUCGACGCGGCGCAGCCGCGCGACGGGUCCCUGGGCCCCGUCGUCGACGACCUCGGCGCCAUCACGGGCGGGGCCAUGGACGUCGACGACGAGCCGCCGCCGCCCGCCGGCGACGACGCGGAGGAGGCCGCGGCGCCGGAGCCCGCGAAGAAGAAGCGGAAGCCCGCGAAGCGCGCCGUCGACCUCCGCGACGCGGCGACGCAGCUCGACGCGGCGACGAUCAAGGGCUGGAUGAAGGACCGCUCGGCCAUCGUGCGCGUCAAGCGGCCCCGCGACGCCGCGCCCGCGGGCGCGCGGAAGCGCGCGUUCGGCCGCGCGCCGGAGCUCGACGCGGCCGCGGACGCGCUCGGCGGCGGCGCGCGGGGCCGCGCGGCCCUCGCGAACAACGCCGCCGGCGACGCCGCCGCCGCCGCCGCCGAGGCGGCGCCCGCGGCGCCGCGCUUCUCCGCGCAGUUCGGCGACGACGACGACGACUCCGUCGAGGUCGGCCGCUUCGAGUCGGCCGCGGCGCCGGAGCCGGGCGCGCCGGAGAGCGCCAAGGGCGACCUCCUCGACGCCGGCAGCGACGCGCCGCGCUUCGGCGAGGACGACUACGACCUGCCGCCGCCGGACUUCGAGGCGGGCGACUACGCGCCGCGGCCCGACGACGACGACGACCUCCUCGGCCCGCCGCCGGACGACGACGGCGACGCGGGCUUCCUCCAGCCCAUCGACGACGAGGACCUGCCCGCGCCCGACGACUUCGACCGGAGCGGCGCCCAGGACCGCGACUGGCACCCGAACACGAUCAAGGUCGUCGGCCUCCUCCGCGACCAGCUCGACGCCGCGGAGUCCCUGAGCUUCGACGCCUUCACGGCCGGCGCGAACAAGCGCUCCGCCGUCGGCGUCUUCGUCGAGCUCCUCCACCUCAAGACCUGGGACUUCGUCCAGCUCGACCAGCCCGCGGCCUACGGCGACAUCACCGUGUCCAAGGCCGCGCACUUCCACGACCCCAUCCCCCAGGCCGUCGCCGCCUAG
Aureococcus anophagefferens is the source of this 1758-nucleotide messenger RNA. Its product is annotated as expressed protein. Gene Ontology annotation, biological process: synaptonemal complex assembly; mitotic sister chromatid cohesion; replication-born double-strand break repair via sister chromatid exchange. Bases 1 to 1758 code for a protein of 585 amino acids. The transcript has 4 exons. Gene Ontology annotation, cellular component: cohesin complex; synaptonemal complex. Lineage: Eukaryota; Pelagophyceae; Pelagomonadales; Pelagomonadaceae. The record is from RefSeq and is a predicted model, not a curated record. Gene Ontology annotation, molecular function: chromatin binding; protein binding.